UGACUGGUGCUUAGUUUACUGUAAUUGGCAAGCUUGCCAAACGAUUGGGUCAAAAAAUACGUGUGGAGUGUGGUCUAAAAAAUCAUCCCGGUUGUGGUUCCUAAAAACAUGUUGUCCUAUUUUGGCUAUUUCAGACUUCCUGUCCUGAAUAGAGUGAUGCCUAUGGCCACCGACAUGUCCCAGUACUUACCCAACCGCACGCUGGCGUCCACCCAGACCCCGAGCAUGGACCAGGCCGAGGAGGACCUGGACAUCUCCCUGGACAACCUCAACCAGAUGAUCCUGGAGCUGGACCCCACCUUUGAGCCGCUGCCCAUCUCCCGCCACAGCCCUGGACGGAACAAACACUCAGUCUCCUCUCCAGACGACUCCCCUGAGGAGGAGGACAUGGGCCCCUGCGUGCUGGUGUCCCGAGGCUGCUCCUCCACCGUGGAGGUGGACUACUCCACCACCUCCUCUUCCUCCUCCUCCUCCUCCUCCUUCUCCAGAGCUCGCGUCUCCCCCUGCACGCCCGCCGUCUCCGUCGUGGGCGCCUCCUCCCGCGGCGUGGCCAUCCCGCAGCACGUGGGCUCCGUCAGCCCGCACGGCUCCGUCGUCUUCUCCGACUCGACCUCCUCCUCCUCCUCCUCCUCGCGACCCCCGCUGCCCUGCGGAGGCGGAGGAGGAGGCGGUGUGAUGAUGGGAGGCGUGCAGAAGAGGAGACCCCGGCCGCCGUCCCAGCAGACGGAGGUGGCCGGCUCUCCCGGGACCCUGUGCUUGUCCCGCAGCUCGCUCCGCGGCAGCGCCAACUCGCUCCUGUCCACGUCCCCGGGCUCCGACACCAGCUACAUCAUGGGCAGUUGUCAGUCGCUCCUCAGCGAUGACACCGACAGCAGUCCAGAGAACCUGACGCCCAGCGGUUCCCUCGGCGACGUGUCGCGCGGCCACAGAGGCUUCGGCAGCCGGCAGCUCCACGGCGUGCCGCUGUCGCCGUACCUCAACUCCAGUCCGUCCGGCUCCCUCACCGACAUCCCCGUGGUCCUCCUCAACGGAGCGCCGCACCCCGGCACGCCUGAGGCCCAGAUCCGAGUGAUCCAACACCACAGCGUCAGGAGCGCCUCCAGGUCACCGUCGCCCCAGGAGACGCCGACGCCCACGUCCCUGGACAGGAGGCCAUUUCAUGGCAGCCAACCUAAUAUGAAAUUCGUGAUGGACACCUCCCAGUACUGGUUUCGGCCGCAGAUCACCCGUGAAGAAGCUGAAGCCAUCAUCCGAGACCAGGAACCAGGAUCCUUUGUAGUGCGAGACAGCACAUCGUACAGGGGCUGCUUUGGCCUCGCAAUGAAGGUCCACCCAGCGUCCAGCAGUCCAGCUUCCCCCAGCAAACCAGAUGAUCCCACAGAUCAAAUUAGACACUUCCUUAUCGAGUCCUCUGCCAAGGGGGUGCGUGUCAGAGGAUCUUCACAUGAGCCCUACUUCGGGAGUCUCUCUGCCCUGGUCUAUCAGCACACUAUCUCUCCUUAUGCACUGCCCUGCAGACUCGUCAUCCACUCUCAAGGAGUGAGGAAAGAUGAGGAGGGAUCCCCAACCACGUCCCCCAGUGAUGAGCCUAGUAAGACUGCGUGCAACUUCCUGUAUUUAUGUGCGGUUCCCACGGAGAUGCUGACGGGCCCCUGCGCUGUGCAGAAGGCCGUGUCCAUGGUCUUUGAGCAGGAGGCGGAGGCCACGCCCACAGUGGUCAACCUGAAAGUGUCGCCCAAGGGUGUGACUCUGACCGACAUCCAGAGAAAGCUCUUCUUCAGACGGCACUUCCCUGUCCACUUACUGAGCUAUGGUGGCGAGGACCCCGAGGAGAGAAGGUGGCAGAAAAGCUGCAAAUCAGCCAGGAUGUUUGGCAUCGUGGCUAAAGGUGUGGAGGCCAGCGCAGAGAACGUGUGCCACGUCUUCGCCGAGUACGACCCGCUCCAGUCCUGCGGCCUCUCCCUCCAGCUCAUCCACAACAUCAUCUCCAGCGCCCAGGCAUAGGCACCUGUGCAGGUGCCGUGCACAGGUGUGCGAGGAGAGCAGAGUGACUGAGUCACGGACCGACCGUCGUCUGGGGUCGUUUGAGGUCACUGACCUCAGGGACAUGCGUGGACAGUAAGCACGCCGAGCUGGCGUGUCGUGGGGACCACAGACUAUGACGACAGAAAGCGUCCGAUCUGACAGGAUUGUACAGGGCAACAGGAUUGGCUUCAAUGCCGGGGACGACCAGUAGAUGGCGUGACUGCUUUCAAAAUGGCUUCGGUGGACCAAAACUCCUCCAGCUGAAUACUCUUGCUUUGAAUGGCUUUACUUGUUGCCCUCAAAGGGAACCGGACGAUACUUUCAGAGGUGCCACUAGGCCUUUUGCACAUGUCUACAAACACACUUGUAGUUGUAAGCACAGGGCUGCUUUGUAACCACUAGGCUACUUUCGUGAGAGACAUACUGUACUUAUAGGGAAUCACGAAAAUAUGUACUGAGAAUACAUCUAUACAAGGUAUACAAUAUAUAUUGGACUGAUUUCUACAGUAAAAUGUAAGAGACCACUUCCCAAGGUUUCUUACUGCUUGUUACUGUACUGCACUUUUCUACUGAAAUGUUUGUUACAUUUGAUGCUUUGGAUGUUAAUGUGAAAGUUGUUUGCACAAAGUUUCACAUUGAAUGUUAUAAUACAAACAUAUACUGUACAAUACAAACUGAUGUUCAUGAUAGAAAAAAAACAACAACAAUGAGAUUAUGAUUUUAGCCUUUUAUUUAAAUUAUCUCAUCACUGGAUAAUAAAAUGCAUAUAAUUUCUUCUUGAAAAGUAAAA
Messenger RNA from Sardina pilchardus (European sardine), 2815 nucleotides. Its product is annotated as tensin-4-like. Lineage: Eukaryota; Metazoa; Chordata; Actinopteri; Clupeiformes; Clupeidae. Gene Ontology annotation, cellular component: focal adhesion. The record is from RefSeq and is a predicted model, not a curated record. The transcript has 12 exons. Gene Ontology annotation, molecular function: protein binding. Bases 109 to 2004 code for a protein of 631 amino acids.